AUGUAUGAAUUUGCGCGUAGUAACAUCGACGACGCCCACAAACGAAAGUUGCCAAGAAUUAAGGUGAGAGGCAGCCAACAUAGGCUCCCUUGUCCCAUUCCCGGCAAUAUUGUAAAAUGGAAGCUCCGUCGAGUUGUCCUAGCCUUUAUUGUCUCGUUUGUUAUCUUCGUAUUUCUUUGGACCGCGACUAACUGUCCUAACGACGACACUUCUCACUCGGUUUCUAGGUGGAUAUGGCGCGAUUUGGAUCCCCGGUAUGCAUCCGAGAUAGACGUUGAUUGGGAAGAAGUUUCGAGAACCUUAAACCCGGUAAUGAAAGACAAUAUCCGUCAAGAAGUUGGCCUUCUCAACUUCGACGAAAAUGAAAUCCAUCGAUGGAAACGACUCAUUCCCGAUGCUAACCACACCGUUCUGUCUCUCGAAUACGCUCAUCAAACCGUGACUUGGGAGUCGUUAUAUCCCGAGUGGAUCGACGAGGAUCAAGAAAAUGAAGUUCCAAUCUGCCCUUCUCUUCCGAGUAUCAAAGUGCCAAGAAGACGACUCGAUCUCAUCGUCGUCAAGCUUCCAUGCCCCGACAAGAAAUGGUCGCGAGACAUUGCAAGGCUGCACCUUCAGAUCGCAGCCGCGCGUUUAGCAGCUUCGUAUAACUGCAAUUCCCCGGUGCAUAUACUUCUCGUCACCCCGCGCUUUCCUACGCCGAAUUUGUUUCGUUGCAACGACCUCGUCGCGCGCCACGGCAGCGCAUGGCUGUAUAGACCGAAACUACAAAAGUUGAGGGAAAAGCUUCGCCUUCCGGUAGGAUCUUGUGAACUUGCAGCUUCGAUUGAUUAUUCGAUAAUGUCGACGAGGAAGAGGGAGGCGUAUGCGACUAUACUACAUUCGGAUAAUGCAUACGUCUGCGGCGCGAUCGUUGCGGCGCGGAGCAUUCGAAUGUCGGGAUCAACGAGAGAUCUUGUGAUCCUCGUCGACGAAUCGAUUGGCGAUCGGCAGAGAAGGGCGUUGGAGAUGGCGGGGUGGAGAGUUUGGAGUAUGGAUAGGAUUAGGAAUCCGAAGGCGGAGAAGGAGAGCUACAAUGAGUGGAAUUACAGCAAGUUCCGGCUAUGGCAGAUGACGGAUUAUGAUAAAAUCGUGUUCAUUGAUGCGGAUAUGGUGAUCCUGAGGAACAUCGAUUUCCUGUUCGGCCUGCCGGAGAUAUCGGCGACGGGUAACGACGGCGCGUGGUUCAACUCGGGGGUGAUGGUGAUCGAGCCGUCGAACUGCACUUUCCGGCUGUUAAUGGAGCACGUGGAGGAGAUCGAAUCGGCCAACGGCGGCGAUCAGGGGUACCUGAACGAGAUAUUCACGUGGUGGCACCGGCUGCCGCGGCGGGUGAAUUUUCUGAAGCAUUUCUGGAGCGGCGACGGCGCGGCGGCGAGGGAGAGGAAGGUUCGGAUGAUGGCGGCGGAGGCGCCGGAGGUUUUUGUGGUGCACUAUUUGGGGAACAAGCCGUGGAUGUGUUUUAGGGAUUAUGAUUGCAAUUGGAAUGUGGAGAGGCUGCGGGAGUUCGCGAGCGACGCGGCGCACCGGCGGUGGUGGAAGGUGCACGACGGGAUGGAGGAGGGGCUCCGUGAGAUGUGCUUGCUGAGGGCGGUGCAGAAGGCGCAGCUGGAGAUCGAUAGGAGGGAGGCGGCGGAGAGGAACUUCUCCGACGGACACUGGAGGAUGGAGAUACGAGACGGGCGGCUGGGGAGGUGCGCCGGCGAGGAUCGGGAUUGCAAUUGGAAGGGAAUGCUGAAUCAUUGGGUGAAGAAGACGACUCCAUUGUUGUCUUCUUCGUCGCACCUUUGA
Molecule: messenger RNA, 1827 nt
Organism: Andrographis paniculata
Lineage: Eukaryota; Viridiplantae; Streptophyta; Magnoliopsida; Lamiales; Acanthaceae
Product: UDP-glucuronate:xylan alpha-glucuronosyltransferase 1-like
Exons: 2
Coding region: 1-1827 (608 amino acids)
Biological process (GO): xylan biosynthetic process
Molecular function (GO): glycosyltransferase activity
Source: RefSeq, a predicted model, not a curated record